AUGCCGAUUUGUGGUGGUUCAGGCAGCUCUAAGAAGCCAAUUGAGCGUAAAAUUGUGAUUCUAGGAGAUGGUGCCUGUGGUAAAACGUCUUUAUUGAAUGUAUUUACUCGGGGAUACUUCCCAAAAGUUUACGAACCUACUGUGUUCGAAAACUAUAUACACGAUAUUUUCGUGGACAGUCAGCACAUAACAUUGAGUCUGUGGGAUACCGCGGGUCAGGAGGAAUUUGAUCGGUUGCGAUCAUUGUCGUAUUCUGAUACGCACACAAUCAUGUUGUGUUUCUCGGUAGACUCGCGGGACUCAUUGGACAAUGUGCAGCAUAAAUGGGUUGGUGAAAUCGCAGACCAUUGUGAAGGUGUCAAACUAGUUCUGGUGGCUCUAAAAUGCGAUCUAAGAAGCAAUGCGGACGAAUAUGCUUUAGACUCUGCUAUCACUCCCGGAAAUAUUCAGCAGCAACAGCAGCAAUCUUCGAACGCACGGGAAAAUGGCAGACUUAUUUCGUAUGACGAGGGUUUGGCAAUGGCCAAGAAGAUUGGCGCUCUUAGGUACCUAGAGUGUAGCGCCAAAAUGAAUCGUGGGGUCAACGAAGCUUUUACUGAGGCAGCAAGAUGUGCUUUGACAGCGCACCCAAAAGGUGCUCGUGAGGGCAACCAGGAAGAGAGCAAAAGCGGCAGCAAAUGCACAAUUAUGUGA
Messenger RNA from Lachancea sp. 'fantastica', 693 nucleotides. The record is from the annotation of a GenBank genome assembly. Lineage: Eukaryota; Fungi; Ascomycota; Saccharomycetes; Saccharomycetales; Saccharomycetaceae.